Molecule: messenger RNA, 1000 nt
Organism: Arachis duranensis
Lineage: Eukaryota; Viridiplantae; Streptophyta; Magnoliopsida; Fabales; Fabaceae
Product: DNA ligase 1-like
Exons: 4
Coding region: 59-1000 (313 amino acids)
Biological process (GO): lagging strand elongation; DNA recombination; DNA repair
Cellular component (GO): nucleus; mitochondrion
Molecular function (GO): DNA binding; DNA ligase (ATP) activity
Source: RefSeq, a predicted model, not a curated record
AGUGUUAUUCCCGCCAUUUAUAUCAUCACAAAUUUCUCUCUCUCUCUCUCUCUCGUUGAUGCUCGCAUUCCGGCCAUGCUUCUUCAAUCCACCACUCUGCCGCCCCAUUUCCGUUAAAGUUCUCUCCUUUUUCGCAUUUCCUUCUUCUCUUUCCUCUCACAUUCUCUCUCUCCCUUUCCCCCAUCGCACAAUGACCAAACCACCCUCCGCCUUCGACGCUCUCAUGUCCGGUGCUCGCGCUGCCGCCGCCGCCGCUGCCAAGAAGAAGAAAUCCGAGCAGUCGCAGCAACCAACUGUUUCUUCUCCCAAGAAACGAAAACCUUCACCCUCCACUCUCCCCACUCCAACCUCCACGCUAAACCCUAACGACCCCAAACCCUCCGAAACCGUUCCUACGCCAACGAGUGACCCGCCCAAGCAAGAACCGGAGAAAGAAGGCCCUCCUCCGACCAAGACUCGCCACGUGUCUUCUUCAUCUGCCUUGCAGGAGCUGAAGAAGCGCAUUCCGCAGCUGAAGGCGAAGCCUUCGAAAUUCGAUCCUAGCUCAGUGGCUUGUUGGGAGAAGGGCACGCCUGUGCCGUUCUCGUUGCUGGCUUUGGCGCUUGAAAUGAUUUCUGCGGAACCUGGCAGAAUCAAGAUGACAGAUAUUGCGUGCAAUUUGAUGAAGACUGUGAUAUACUCUACCCCUGAGGAUCUUGUGCCUCUGAUUUAUCUCUUCGCGAAGAGGCUUGCUCCGGCGCAUGAAGGGCUGGAAUUGGGAAUUGGCGAGACUUCCAUUAUUAAGGCACUUGCUGAGGCAACUGGAAGUACUGAAUCCAAAAUCAAGAAGCAGUAUCAGGGCGAGGGUGAUUUGGGAAGAGUUGCCAAGAUAUGCCGUUCAUCUCAGUCCAUGAUGCGGAAGCCUGAGGCUCUGACUAUUAGGAAAGUUUUCAACACCUUCCGUCUUAUUGCCAAGGCAGGAAACAACUUCAAUUUUGUAUCACAUAAACUAACAUUAUAA